AUGGUUCAACUCGACGAUGUCAGAGCUUGCGGGGAAGCGCUGAUCAACAGACAGUCAGUCACAGCCGUGUUCGUGGGUGGCACUUCAGGCAUUGGGGAGUACUCUUUGCGUGCUCUGGCAGCCUUGCACGGUCUUUCUGGUCAUGGUCUACGAGUAUAUCUUGUCGGCCGGAACCAGACAGCCGCCAACAAAAUCAUCGCUGACUGUGUCAAAGCAUGUCCUGUUGGGGACUUUCAGUUUGUGCGCGCUAGUGAUCUUGCUUCUCUUCGAGAGGUCGACCGCGUUUGCAAGGAGAUAUCGAAUAUGGAAGAAGCCCGCGCGGGCAAAGCAGCCUUCAUUGAUUUGCUUGUCAUGUCUCAGGCUUUUUUCGCUUUUGGCAUGACUAGUGAAGGACUAGUUCUGUCUUUGUCUCUACUCUACUACUCACGGAUGCGCUUUGUUACUCAGCUUCUCCCUCUGCUCACUGCCUCAUCUCUCCCGGGACGUGUCGUUUCUAUCUUUGGCCCUGGACGUGACACCAAGCUUAUCUUGGACGAUCUUUCUCUCUCAAAACCUCAGAACUUUAACUUCACCACAUUGGGCUCCCACGCGGCAUACAUGACUACAUUUUUCUUUGAAAGAAUUGCCGCCGGCAACCCGGGGAAAAUAUCCUUGUCCCAUUAUUUCCCCAUGCUAGUUAUUACUCCUGCAUUCAAAGGCGACGGUGUCCCUGGCUGGUUUAAGGGGGUCUACACAGUACUUAACCCGCUAUUUAAAGCCCUCAGCGUAAACCCAAGAGAAUGUGGUGAUCGGGUGCUUUUCCACACUUCACCUCGCUUUCCAGCUCGGCCGUUAAGUGGAGAAAUGCAUUCCCUAUCCAGAAUUGGCAACAUCACAAUCGCGAUGUCCUCAGAUGGAAUCCGUGGUGGUGGAGCCUACAGAGUAAACUGGAAUGGAGAAGAGGUUCCGCUAGGAAAAGGAUACAAGAACAUCCGCAAAGAAGAAGUCCGCACAAAGAUCUGGGACCAUACAAUGGCGGUAUUUCAAGCAAUCUCCAAUGACGGCCACUUUUCUGGAUAA
Messenger RNA from Talaromyces amestolkiae, 1059 nucleotides. RefSeq lists its product as uncharacterized. Lineage: Eukaryota; Fungi; Ascomycota; Eurotiomycetes; Eurotiales; Trichocomaceae. The transcript is spliced from 2 exons. The record is from RefSeq and is a predicted model, not a curated record. The coding region runs from base 1 to 1059 and encodes 352 amino acids. Gene Ontology annotation, biological process: secondary metabolic process.